Colletotrichum truncatum is the source of this 1056-nucleotide messenger RNA. Lineage: Eukaryota; Fungi; Ascomycota; Sordariomycetes; Glomerellales; Glomerellaceae. The record is from RefSeq and is a predicted model, not a curated record.
AUGGCCGGAGAACCGACUAGCUGGCUCCAAAACUUGGGCAUCGCCAUUGAGAUAUUCUGUCCUGCCCUUUCCCUCAUCGUCACUGCCCUGAGGCUGUAUAUCAGAAUCGACACGAAGAAUCUUGGAUGGGGCAUAAAAGAGCUUUACAUCGGCAUACACUAUUGGGAUGUCCCACAGCCCAUGGACCCCAGGAAGGGUAUGCUGUGGAUUUUCAUCGUCGGCACCAUAUAUAACCCCAUACUGGCUCUUGCGAAGCAGUCGGUCCUCAUCUUCCUGCUGAGAUUCUCUGGAGUAAAGAAUGUGGUCCGGAAUGUCAUCUGGGCCACCGCAACUUUCAACAUUGCGCUGAUGAUUGCUACUUUUUUGGUCCUCAUCUUCCAAUGUACGCCAGUUGAGGCGACUUGGAACAAGGCAAUCGCCGGCAAGUGUAUUGACGGGUUCGCUUUCGCUGUUACAGCGGGAAGCUUGACAGUCCUCACUGACAUCAUCAUUGUUGGACUUCCGUUCUAUGUUUUUCUUGGGCUCAACAUGAACAAGAAAAAGAAGAUCGGGUUGAUGGUAGUGUUCGCAUUGGGUAUCGCUGUCACCGCCGUCAGCGUCGUUCGUCUUUAUUUCCUCGCCGUAAAUUUUACCGACAUGAGCCCAGAUAAGAAUUUCUCCCUUGGCUUUUGCGUGUCACAGAUCGAGUGCAGCCUGGCUAUUAUCACCGCUUCCGCCCCUGCCCUAUGGCCCCUCGUCCGUCGAUGGAUGCCACAACUUAAGUCUACGAAAGAUUACGAGUAUUAUAACCGCAAAUACCACACUGGUCAGCAGGGUUGGAUAAGAACAGCCGAUGGUCCCAGCACAGUGCCGGAUGCUGGGGACUCUAUCGGGAUGAAUAAUAUGAGUGGAAGACGGGUCCAGACUGAGGUACGGUCUAAUACUGGGCCGUUCCCGCAUGAUUCGGAUGAAGAGUUGAUGAAGGGUACGGGUAUUAUGCGGACUACCAAUUUCGUCGUUACCAGCGAGGUUGACUCUACACGUAAUACAAUGGUCCACGACGGAAAGGUGACGUAG